AUGGAUCCACCACCAAAACGAAGAGGUCGUCCGAGAAAAACAAAUAUUAUUCUUAAUAAUGAAGUUCAGACAAAUAAUACGAAUGAUGAAUCAAUUGUACCAAAAAUUGAAAAUUUAUUAACAAUGAAUACAAUGGUUGUUGAACAAAGAAAAGCAGCUAAAGCUAGAAAAAAGUACAAAGAAGCUAGUAGUGAAGAAGAAUAUGUAAAUGAAAAUAUUGAAGAUGAAUCUGAUGAAGAUACUGAAAUUUCAAAUCGUCGAUCAUCAGCUGCUAAACGUAAAUCAAUAGCUAUUCUAUCAAAAGAUCAAACAGAAAAAUGGGGAAAUUAUCGAAAUACAAUUGAUAAUGGACCUGUACCACAACAUCCAUUGACUUUAAAUGAAAUAGCAUUUGAUGUAGCACUUAAAUUACAACAGGGUAAUCAAAGUCAACAUUUAUUAAUUGAUUAUCUUGAUAAUGAAAAUAAAAUUGAAUUUAUUAAAAAUAUAAAAAUGACAGAACAAGUUUUACUUGAUACAUAUCGUAUUCAACUUUCUCAAAAUACGGAUGAUGAUCCUUUAUUUCUUCAACCAUUUGAAUCUAUUGUACAUAAAAAUAAUGUAUUCACAUUAAAUAUUGGUAUUGGUCCAAUUCAAUCUCUUGAUUGGCUUUCAAUGCCAACAUCACAAUGUCCAAUAACACAUCAAUAUUUGGCUGUAAGUUGUUCACGUUCGUCAUUAAUAUCAAAACAUUUUUAUGAUGAAAUAUAUUCAUAUAAAAAUUAUAUUCAAAUAUGGAUGUUUGAUUUAUCAACUAUGAAAACAAGUUUAAUACCAAAAAAUCAUCAACUUAUUUGUUUAAUAACAAUUAAUGAUAGUGGUUCUAUAUGGACAUUGAAAUGGUCACCAUCAUGUUCAUCACCAUCAGCUUAUUUAGCUGCUGGUACAAGUUCAGGUUCAAUUUAUUUAUAUAAAAUAUUUUCUCAACCAUUGACAUCAUCAUAUGAAUCAUCAAAUAAUAUAUUACCAUUCUAUAAAUCAACAAAAUCAAUUCGAUUGUCACUUAAUGAACCAAAUAAUCAUACACAAUGUUUAUCAAUUGAUUGGUCGAAACAUGAUCCAAAUCGUCUUGCUGCUUGUUAUAGUAAUGGUUUUAUUGCUCUUUUUCAUGUUAAUACACAAGCAAAAUAUUUAAUUGAAAUGAAAUCAAAUCAAGAGAAAAUUAUUUUUCCUAUUCGAUUUUUUCGAAUUUCCUAUACACCAAUUCGUGAUAUUAAAUUUUUAAAUGAUUCAUCAAAUCUUGUUUUAACUAUUGCAAAUAUUGCAAAACGAUUUUCUGUAUGGGAUUUCGAUGAUCAUCAUCAACAUUUAAUCGAUAUUGAAAAUAGUGGUACAGAAUCGGUUAUAAGGUCAUUAACUGGUGAUCUUUUAUGUGUAAAAGAGUUUACACCAUCAUAUGCUCGAACAAGUGCUUAUCUUACAUAUGAACCUGAAACAAAUAAUCUUCCAAAACAUAUUUAUUUUCAAUCAACGCCUGAUCAUGUUUUAAGUGUCGAUUACUCUCCAUGGCUUGAUUCAAUUUUACUUUGUGAUUCAAAUGGUCAAGUUUAUUUCUUUCGAUUAACAAAUUUUGUACGAUGGACAAGAAAAAAUGAAUGUUCACUAAAAUAUCGAUUAAAAUUAUUUAAUUUAAAUGCAAUAAUCAAACCAGAUAAACAGGAAGAGAUAUCAAAUUUUAAUCAAGAAGUUGGUGAACCAAUUCUUGAGCAAUCAUCAUAUACAGAUUUACUUGAUAAAUAUUAUCUUGAUACAAAUUUAUGUUGUGAUCAAAAAUUUGUUAGUAAACAAGAUGAUUUUAGUAAAGCUGGAAGUUAUACUUUGAAUGCUUUACAUAAAAUUCGUUUUAAUCCAAAUCUUGGUUCAUAUUAUUGGUGUGCAUUUGGUGGUGAAUCUGGUUUACUUUUUAUUCUUCCACUAAAUCAAUCAUGGUCAAAUCAUGCAAUAUCUAUUUAUGAACAAGAAAAUAAAUGA
Molecule: messenger RNA, 2010 nt
Organism: Rotaria sordida
Lineage: Eukaryota; Metazoa; Rotifera; Eurotatoria; Philodinida; Philodinidae
Source: the annotation of a GenBank genome assembly